CCUCCGGCGCCUGCGCGGAGAGCUCGCAGUCCCUUCGACCUCUACCGCUGCACCAGCUCAGCCGGAGGAGCCUCUGCUUGCCGCUGCCGGGUUCGAGGUAGGCCCCGGAUCCCCUCCUUGUAUCCGCCUCCAUCGGGGAGCUCAGCCUUCCUCCCGCUCCCAGAGCGCUGCCGGCCGGACUCCUAAAACUCUCCUUUCUCCUCCCCUGCAGCGAGCCAGACGGCCCAGACCCGGGACCCCCCAGCCCGUUGCUCCACCGGCCCGCCCGCCCGCAGCCAUGUUCGCCUGUGUCAAGCUCGCCGCCGGGUCCCCCGCCUUGGUGAGUUGGCAGCGGGGCCUGCGCAUUGGUCAGAGUGGAUCGCUUCCCCCUCUUGCCCUUGAUUUUUUUUUCCUUUGCAAAAGGUCGGGGGCGUUGAUGGGGUUUUUUUGGGGGGGGGGAUCUGGACUCUGGGACAGAGGCAACCCCGGUUAAGUCAUUCAUUUGGAGGGCAUGUCUUUUUGCAAAGAGUCAUUCAUUUGGAGGGCAUGGCUUAAUGGUGCUUUUUGCAAGGAGACUUUUGUCUCAUGCCUCUCUCUCCUCUGCCCUCCAUGCUGCUGCCUGGGCUUGCUUUCCACGUCUUAUCAGCGUUUCAUGCAUAAGUUUAAGGACGAUGAGGCCCUCCUUGCAAAAUGCCCACCCCACCCCCCAAGUUGGCCCACUGCUGCAGAAAGAGGGUGGAAAAACUGGGUGACCUUAAAAGCGAGUAGGUUUUUCCAAGGGCAAGAACAGGCCGCAGCAGCCUCUCAGCCAUUCAUUCAUAAGGCCUUUCCUCUUAAUCUGUGCUUGGAUUGCUAGGCCGCUAGGGUGAAUUGACAGGUCGAUCUGUCAAUCGACAGAUCAACGUAUAAUGUGGAGGAGGGGUGUUGCCGGAUUCGCAGGGAACUGGUUUCCUGGUCUGGGGGUGCUUAUCUGAGGGCGCUGGCUGGUCUUGGGGUGGUAGAUUGCUUGGUUGCCCCACAAAAUGAGUUAGGCUGAAUUCGCCAGGCCUGUCUUUUAAUGGUUCUUAGGAUUAAAAUAUUAGAAUUGCUUUUGCAGACCUGUAGGGUCGGGAGCGACCUGAAGGUCAUUGAGCACAGCAGAGUUGCAGCACUUUUAGGCAAUGUGUGCCAACAUUACAAACGACAGUGUGCUACAGGAGCUCUGAGCUUUCUUAGUGGUACCUGUAGAAUGAAGGCAAACAGGAAUUAUGUCCCGUGGGCUUGUUUUCUUGAGAUUUUGUAGACAAGGGCAGAUAGAAGGAUUGUUGAAAUAAUAAAAUCUCACCUGGAAACACUUUCCCCACUCUUAACCUGCCUCUGAAAGAAAGUUAGUUACCAAAGAUUCAGCUGUCUCUGAAAUCUUGCUGUUGGUUAUGGCGUUAACACUUGAUAGCAUGGGAAGGAGAGAAAUAGAGGAGAUCCUUCAAGGUUAAUUUGCUUAGAGUUCCAACUAGAUCCUUAUCUCAACAGCAAAAACACUUUAAUACCGUAUGGGAAUACAAGGUUCUGAUGAGCUGUGUUAUCCAACCCACGUGUGCCAAAAGUGAAGGUCAGACUUCAAGAGCAGUUUUUUCUUAGUGGCAUUGACUUUAGCAGUAGUCAUUAUAGUAAGCAUGACUGGAGAUCAAAAUUGUGCCUUUGCAAGUCCUGAUGAGCCAUUGAUGAGCUUCAUGGAAUAAGAAUUUUCCUCGAUGGAUGGACUUACCGAACUGUGAUUGUAAAGAGAACUAAAUCCCAGGAAUCCAAAAGCUGCUGGGAUGUUGUGUAGUUAUCGCUUUGAAGGCUAUGGUUGCAGAGUUUUGUGAGAGUGUCCAUUACUUUAACACACUUCUUCAUCCUCCCCCUUUCUCAGAUGCGCACUGGAUCAAGAAUUCUGUACAGACCAAUUUCUGCAACGGUGUUGUCUAGGCCAGAAGCCAGGACUGCAGAGGUACCUUAAACAAUUCUGUAGCUUCCUAAAUGAUCUGGUGAGCCCAUGUGUUGUUGCCUUGUAAUAGUAAAACUUGCAACAAAGUGUCAGAUUUUAGUUUUUGACAAACACAUGCUGCCUUGUGUUUAGUGUCUGAACUUGGAACAACACAGACCUGCAGCUGAGUACGGGUAGUAAAGUGUUUAUUUGUACUCUGCUUCUGAAGGAGCGUCUCCUCCCCCAGACACUAAGGUCCUGCCCUGAGGGCCUUCUGGCAGUUCCCUCGCUGCAAGAAGCCAAGUUACAGGGAACCAGGCAGAGGGCCUUCUUGGUAGUGGCACCCGCCCUGUGGAACACCCUCCCACCAGAUGUCAAAGAGAAAAACAACUAUCAGACUUUUAGAAGACAUCUGAAGGCAGCCCUGUUUAGGGAAGCUUUUAAUGUUUGACAGACUAUUGUAUUUUAAUAUUUUGUUGGAAGCAGCCCGGAGUGGCUGAGGAAACCCAGCCAGACGGGCGAGGUAUAAAUAUUAUUAUGAUGAUACCAAGGAUCUUGAAGCUGCUUAUAUUUUGGUUUGUUUCUAAGUGGUCUCCAAUCUAGGUACUGCUCAGAGUCAGAGUAGCUUAGGUUUUGCCCCACCCCCAUAUGCCUUGAAGCCAUUUAGUGCAAAAAGCACAGUAGAUUGCUUAAACCUCUCUUGCAGAAUUUCAGUCUGGUAGGAUUAAUGCUUCCAGGGCUGUGGGAUUGCGUCAUGCUGUCAAUGGUUCCAGAUGGGCAGAAGUUGUUAGGGACAUCAGAAUCAUAAUUGCUUUGGGCACUUUCCCCCAUGGUUCUUUAAAAAAAAAAAACCUAGGAAGAACCUAACACUUUCUAAAUCUUUUCACUCAGCUGUCCAAAGAAAUGUGUCUUAAAGCUCCCCUUUCCUUCCCUGCUGUAGAAGCUUGUGCCUUUCGUAGUACAAGUCUAUAGCAAAUGCUUGUGCCAAAUGUAAUCCAAUUCUUCUUGUUUCUUUCAGGGCAACACAACUUUCCUUACUGGUGCUCAGAACACUGGCAGUCAGCUAGCACUAAGGGAGUUUCAAACUAGUGCUAUCAGCAGGGACAUUGACACGGCUGCCAAAUUUAUUGGUGCUGGUGCUGCCACAGUAGGAGUGGCUGGUUCCGGUGCUGGUAUUGGAACAGUUUUCGGGAGUUUAAUCAUUGGCUAUGCCAGGUAAUGGUCCUUUAUUUCUAACUUUCAGCAUUAUACUGAAAGGGGUUCAAGUUACAGCAUUAUUUUUUUCCAGGUUCAGGAUACUGUAGCUUGUUCUGCUCACCCACAUGGCACAGAGCCUGGCUGUGGCUCCCAGAGAAGGCUGGAAAUAACUGUGCACGGCUUCUGCCAGCUCUGCAUUUGUCUUCUCCCUGGGAUUAAGGAGGAAAGCUCCUUAAUACUGGGGACAGAAUGGGUGUGGAUGGAAGGAAGUUUGUCUGAAGGGCUGAGCACUUGCCCCAAGCGUAAGAAGGAGUAGCAAAUUAGACCUGUCAGGAAUUUGAAGACCUUGGGGCUUGUAUAAAGUAACAAAGCAUAACUCAUUCUGUUUACUUACAGCAUUUCUUAACUGCCGUAGAGCUGAAGUUAGAAAACUUUUGAAGUCGCUUAGAAGACUUUAAAAAACUUUUACAGUCAUUAAACAAGCAUAGAAACAGCAGCUAUGCUUUUUAUAGUUAAGUCGGAGCAUAAGAUGAUCAGGAUGUUGAAAAUGUUGAGCUGAACAGAAAGAUCUUUGCCGUGUGCAAAGAUAUUGUUGUUGCCAGGCAAGCCUUCUGAAGGGAGCAGUCUACAAUUCAGGUAUUGUUCAUGGAAGGAAAGCCUUCUCUUAUAAUCAGCAAAUUUUUUUCAGCAGGGGGCCAGUCCACUGUCCCUCAGACCUUGUGGAGGGCUGGACUGUAUUUUGGAGGGGAGGAAAGAACGAAUUCCUAUGCCCCACAAGUAACCCAGAGAUGCAUUUUAAAUAAAAAGACACAUUCUACUCAUGUAAAAACACACUGAUUCCCGGACCAUCCGUGGGCCAGAUUGAGAAGGCGAUUGGGCCGGCUCCCACCCCCGGGCCUUAGUUUGCCUACUCAUGUCUUACAACUUACCUCUGAUAGAGGUGGUGGUUGGGGCAGGACAUCAGCCAGUUAUCUCAACACGUGGGCAGCUUGAUAUGGGACGAGAUAUUUUCUGUAUUGAGACCAAGGAACUGGCAGAGAUGAAACUGUUAAAUCCAUUUGAAGCUUUUCUUUUUUUAAAAACACUUUUGCCUCAUCUUGGUCCUUAACUAAAUGUUUACAAUUGAAACUAUUCAACUGAAAGUGGGAGGUCUUUAAAAUCUCUCCAUAAAAUGGAUUAUUGUUACUAGUGCUGAUGGGGGAAUGCAUGCAUUAGGGGAAUUCUUUAAUUUUCCAGUUCUAAACUUCUUAAAUACUCUUCUGGAUUGCAUAACAACAGCAUACUAUGCCUGUGGCUUUGGCCAAGAUAACAGAUUCAAAUUUAGGUAGAGACUGUUGGGAAACUGAGCAGGAGCCACACAAUGUCACUAACAAGUUUGGUGGGUAUAACUUUUCAUGGGAAGAGGCAGCUGAAAUUACUAACUCUUGUGGUAAGUCUUGUGUAGCCACAACCUCCCACUUUCUGAGUAGCUUUAGGGUGUUUUUUUUAUAUAUUUUAAAAUACACACAGCCUUUCAUUUCAAAUUAUCAGACAGAAUAGUACAAAACACAUUUUAAAAUUGCAAUACAAAAUAAUACAAAGCCAUAAAAUUAAUAAAUACAAGCAGCUGGUAUUAAUGACCAACAAAGUCAUGUGAAAAUAAAUUGAGUUUUAGUAAGCAGUGAAAUUACAUAAUUGCUGGUGCUUGUCUUUGUUCAGAACAGGUAGAGGGGACUUUUGGCCCUCCAUAUGUUGGUGAACUACUGUUCCCAUAGUCCCUGGCCACGCUUGCUAGGGCUGAUGGGAGUUGUAGGUAGAACAAUCUAAAGGUUUCCCCACUUCUUCCAGAGGAAAUGUUAAGACUAUGCACUUCACAUGCUUACACCUGCCAAAUAGCAUUGCUUUCAGCAACAACCACAUGGUUCUCAGCCUUUUCAGUCAUUUGAGCUGCAGGUACUCGGCCAAGAAGUAAUGCUGAAACUUGUGUAAAUUAUUGUUUAGUUGCUGUGUAAUAAGCCUUGCACACACACUUUUUUAUUAAACCCUUUGUGUAAGCAAUUUGCUCCAUAAGCUGGUAACUUUUUUUCCUCUGCAUAGGUUAUAAUAUUGGUGGAUUUGUUGAAAAGACUUGCUUCAGAAUAAAUGCAAACAUGACUUUCAUCUUUUAUUUCAGAAAUCCUUCACUGAAGCAGCAGCUAUUCUCAUAUGCUAUUCUGGGAUUUGCCCUGUCUGAAGCCAUGGGUCUCUUCUGUCUGAUGGUUGCUUUCUUGAUCUUGUUUGCCAUGUGAAGAGAUCUGUGUGUAACAUUGGCAUUAAUGAACUACAAUGUGAUUCUGUGAACCUGGGUUCGAAAAAUGUUUAUCAUGGAAUGUAUGCUACUUCCAAAGCAGCUUAAUUAAAGAUGGUAACGAGUUUAAACUCUG
This is a messenger RNA of Podarcis lilfordi (Lilford's wall lizard), 5523 nucleotides long. Lineage: Eukaryota; Metazoa; Chordata; Lepidosauria; Squamata; Lacertidae. The record is from the annotation of a GenBank genome assembly.